AGAGGGACGUGGGGGUGGGGCAGAGGGACGGCCCGGUUCGGAGACAGACAGACAGACAGACAGGGAGGGCCCCCGACGGCCCCACUGGGGACCCAGGAGUCCGGGGCCAGCCGGGCACCUCGGCACCCAGGGUCCCCCGGACAUGGAGGCUGCAGGGGGGAGCCCCCCGGGAGGCCCGGACGUCUUUGCGGUCCCCGCCGAGAUGGAGGAGUCGCUGCGGGAGCAGCAGCGCAACGUGGAGCGCAUCUUCAGGGUGCAGCUGAGCAUCCUGGACGCCCCCCAUCCCAGGAGCCGUCACAUCUGGCUGCAGCUGCGGGGCUCGAAGGAGAACGUGGGCAGAGCCAAGGAGUUCGUGAAGGGGCUGUGCGGCCCGGAGCUGUGGGAGGAGAUCUACUAUCCGCCGGCCCUGCACUGUGUCUUCCUUGGGGCCCACGGCCUCUUCCUGGACUGUCUGUGCUGGGCCACCUCCGCCCACCUGGUGCCCAAGGGCCCGGGCACCCUGCUGCUGUGCGGGCUGGCCGAGGCCUUCGCCCUGGCCCAGAGCCGGGUGGAGGAGCUGGAGCGGCGGCUGGAGGGCGGUGGCGCCCUGGUGGGGGACGCCCAGGUGGCGGGGGCCUUUGGGGCUCUUCUGGAGAGCUACGGGGGCGAGCACGUCCGGGAGCUGCUGGCCCUGCCCGGUGCCGUCCAGCAGGAACUGCUCAGCCUGGUGCGGGAGGCCGGCCCGGGCCGGCGGGGGGACUACCUGGCCCCGCCCGGUGCCGCGGGCUGGUCCGGGAGUGACAGGGACGAGGAGGAGGAGGCGAGGGCUGGAAGCCCGGAGCCCUGGGAUCAGAGGAGAGAGGGGAGGCACGAGGCGGAGAAAGGGUCCCGCAAGAAGAGGGGGAGGAAGCGAGAGGGGAGUCCCGGGGAGGAAGACCGCCGGGGACAAGGGCGUCCCGGCAGAGAGAGGAGAUCGAGGAGUCGGGCCGAGGUCGAUCGGCGAGCUCGGGAGGGGCCCCGCCGUCCGGAGUCCGGGCCGGAGCCCGGCUUUCCCCUGGGAGUCCCCCGGGCCGCGGCCGAGUCCUGCGGGCACCCAGCCUGGGUGCUCGCCGCCGACCUGCAGGCCGAGGCCCCCUUCACGUCCUCGCUGCCGAGGCUCAACGCGGAGGGGCCCGACCCCCAGCCUCGGCCCCCCGGGUCCGGGAGCCGUUCCCCGGCGCCCCGGAAGCGCCCGCCCGGGAGCCGGGGCCGAGGGUCUCCGCGGAGGCCGGGGGGAGCGGUGGGAGACGGCGACGGCGGCGGUGGCGUGGUGACCGGCAGCCAGAGGUUCCGGGAGGCCCUGCGGGCCCCAUUCUCCCUGAACCUGGCCAACGUGCCCGGCCCGCCCGGGCUGCGUCACGUCAUCAUCGACGGCAGCAAUGUGGCCAUGGUGCACGGCCUUCACCAUGUGUUCUCGUGCCGGGGCGUGGCGCUGGCCGUGCAGUACUUCUGGGACCGCGGGCACCGUGAGAUCACCGUCUUUGUGCCCCAGUGGCGCCUGAAGAAGGACCCCAAGGUCAAAGAGGGCCACUUUCUGACAAUACUUCAAGACCUCCGCCUCCUCUCCUUCACCCCCUCCCGUGUCGUGGACGGCAAGAGGAUCACGCCCUAUGACGACAGGUUCAUGUUGAAGUUGGCGGAGGAGACGGACGGGGUCAUCGUCACCAACGACCAGCUGCAGGACCUGGCCAAAGAGUCCGGCGAGUGGUUCGAGAUCAUCAGUGAGCGCCUGCUGCCGUUCACCUUCGUGGGAAACAUCUUCAUGGUGCCCGAUGACCCGCUAGGCCGGAAGGGCCCCACCCUGGAUGAGUUCCUGAGGAAGCCCACCAGGACUCAAAGUUCCCCAGGAUGCCGGCCCGCAGACCCCAGGCCUCCCUCUCCCCGUGCCUCCCGGCCCACCCCGAUGGCCCCCGGGGGACGGGCCACGUAUCCGGCCCGGGAGCCGGAGUGGAAGGAGGAUGAGGAGGAGGAGGACGAGAAGGACGAGCGGGACCCCAGCCGGGGAGCGUGGAGCCGGCGUCAGGAGCCGGAGGAAGGCGGCGACGGCCGCCGGCGUGAGCCGCGGGAGACGGAGCGCUUGCGGAACCAGCUGCUCGAGAUCUUUUCUGGGCAGGACCAGAAAGUGGACUUUGUCCUGGAGCGGGAGCCCCGUACACGGGACCUCAAUCAGCUCUCCGAGGCCCUCCUCGGCCUACGCUUCUGAGCCGGGCCCGCCGCCGGGUAGACCGGGGCGAGGGCCCCGGCGCGGGCCGGGCCGCCCACGUCUGGAGCUGGGUCGGGGGCGGGCCCGGAUGCCCCGGCCUUGGGCAGGGACCGCCCUAGGCCGGAAGCUUUGGGACUGGAGUCCUCCCUCUGACUCCCUGCGCGGCCUUGCCCGCGUCGCUAGUCUCCUUUGGGCCUCGCCGGCUACCCCUGUCAGUCGGGGGCCGCCCCCGCCGGCCGUGGACCCUGCGCGGAGCCGGUCCGGGCCAGGAGGCGGGCCCCGCCCAAAGCCAAGCGGACUCUGGCCGGGGACUGGAUCGGAGCACGGGCGGUUGCCCCCGUGGGGCAUCCGGCUGGGAGCUGUACGAAAUGCGGGCCGCGGGGGACGCCGGGAGUCGGGGAAUCCGGCUGGCCCGGGCAUCGUCACUUCUGGGUUUUCCGAGGGCUUGCGAUUCAGGUCCGACUGCAGAUAGUUGGCCUCACCCCCUCCUUCAGCUCCCGCCUCACUGAGGGAGGAAAGGGGAACCGGGGAGUCGUUUGCCAGGACGGGGAAAGACUGGGAUGAGUGUCCCGCUGUAAACUUGCCCACGCCAUCCCGCUCGCCCCCCUGGGCUCAAGGUGAGGAUCUAUUCUGAAAAACAGCCCCCCAUAUCCAGUGGGCCUAGGGGGGUCUCUUACAGAGGCUGAUCCUGGGGGAGAAUGGGUUCUAGGGUGCCCGUCCCACCCCGGAUAGCUGGUGGUGUUCCCGAGACUCCGCUUUUCCCAAUCGGAACCUACUGAUUUUUACGGUAUUAUGCGCUUCUUAAGCGCUGGGCACUGAGCUGAACGCCAGGGUACGUCCAAGAUGAUCAGAUUGGAAUCAGUCCCUGUCGGGAAAAGGUGUCCUUUCCCUGUUUUACAGAGGAGGAAUCUG
Molecule: messenger RNA, 3133 nt
Organism: Ornithorhynchus anatinus (platypus)
Lineage: Eukaryota; Metazoa; Chordata; Mammalia; Monotremata; Ornithorhynchidae
Product: protein KHNYN
Exons: 8
Coding region: 143-2221 (692 amino acids)
Cellular component (GO): cytoplasmic ribonucleoprotein granule; nucleus
Molecular function (GO): RNA endonuclease activity; mRNA binding
Source: RefSeq, a predicted model, not a curated record